AUGUGCGAAAAGAGGAAUUUUAAUCGUCAGAAUUAUCAACAGUUAUACGAAGAGUUGUUGUAAUUCUUUUAAACAAGGGAAAUAGAACAGGAGAUUUCGUUUCUAAAACGAGUCGCAACAAUAAAUAAUUUGUUCGAUAUAUCUAACACUUUUAAACGGAGACAGUGAAUUUAUUUGUUUCAAUCUGAAACGUUAAAGGAUAUAGAAACGAUCUUAUUUCUCAGCUGCCCUAGAAAUUUCAGCCGUCCAAAUUGCAGAGGCAAAGGCACGAACAGUGUUCCUUUCCCGGAAUUUAUCGGCAAUUUCGAAAACACUUAUCCUGGAUUGCAAAUUAAUUACACAGGGAAUUGA
This is a messenger RNA of Heterotrigona itama, 351 nucleotides long. NCBI's taxonomy places the organism in Eukaryota, Metazoa, Arthropoda, Insecta, Hymenoptera, Apidae. The record is from the annotation of a GenBank genome assembly.